AUGGAUAGUUUGACCGUCAACGAUUUGGUGAUCCUCUUAAAUAAAAUCGGCGAUACAGCAUUGCACGCGGCUUCGUGGAAAGGCCAUCUCGACUGUGUGAAAACUUUACUGGAACAUGGUGCAAAUGCGCUAGUACACAACAAUGAAAGAAAGCAGCCAAUCGAUGUGGCCAGUGAUCCACAAAUACGGGCCCUGAUUAAAUUAUCAAUGUGCAGAGCAAUGGAGAAAACUGAGGUCCAGAAUUCGGAGUACCUCUCCGAAUCCGAAAGCGGAUCCGAUCCCGAAAGCGUUAACGAUCAGUGA
Messenger RNA from Gongylonema pulchrum, 303 nucleotides. NCBI's taxonomy places the organism in Eukaryota, Metazoa, Nematoda, Chromadorea, Rhabditida, Gongylonematidae. The record is from the annotation of a GenBank genome assembly.